UCGCCAUGUCGUACAUGUUGCCACAUCUGACCAAUGGCUGGCAAGUGGACCAGGCCAUUCUGUCGGAGGAGGACCGGGUCGUGGUGAUCCGGUUCGGCCACGACUGGGACCCCACCUCCAUGAAGAUGGACGAGACGCUAUACUCCAUCGCAGACAAGAUCAAGAACUUUGCGGUGAUCUACCUGGUGGACAUCUCGGAGAUUCCGGACUUUUGCAAGAUGUACGAACUUUACGACCCCUGCACGGUCAUGUUCUUCUACCGGAACAAGCACAUCAUGAUCGAUCUGGGCACCGGAAAUAACAACAAGAUCAACUGGGCUAUCGAGGACAAACAGGAGAUGGUGGACAUUAUCGAGGUGGUGUACAGGGGGGCCAGGAAGGGACGGGGUCUCGUGGUGUCACCCAAGGACUACUCAACCAAGUACAGAUACUAAAGUUCAAAGUUCACAAACAGGGGUCAAGUGGUCUGUGGUGUUACCCAAGGACUACUCUACCAAGUACAGUACAGAUGUCAAUACUAAAGUUCACAAACUAAAACAUAGUAGAAGUCACAUGAUGUCACUUAGAUGCAUAUUAAAAGUCACAAGCAGAGUUCGUGUGUACCUUGAACGUCCAGACUAUGGCACAGAGGCUAAUGGGCUUUUGCUGGGCACCCUAGCAUCAUCUCCCAUAAAACGUAUUAAGCUGGCCAACAGAGUUAGGGCUUACGCUGCCCAUAGGUAGCCUGCUGAAUGGAUCUAAUUUACAGGACAUGUUUAGGGGCGUGCCUUAAAGCCCAGUAGACACCACCCAGUACUCCCAGGCUGUCCAGUGUAGGUCUCGUGGUGGCUGCCAAGAACUACUCAAGCAAGUACGUACAAAUACUGCAAAUCACAGUUGAAGUACAGUAAAUCAUGAAAUGUUAGCAGGUCUAUUUUGGAAGUUGCCACAACAUCAUGACACUGAAUAUGCAAUUCCAAUUUGUUCAUACUGUACUGCAGAAUUGUUUCAUCCCUGAACUGAAAACAGCAUAAGCUAAGAUUUCCUUUCCCUCCUAUCCUAAAAUUAGGUCCAGACUUGGGCCCACCCUAGUCAGUGCAUCCAACAACUUCGAAGAUCACUCCAUCUGAUACAAUGGCAAAAUUGCCUUUAAUCUAUAUAUUUUUAAUGGUAUUGUAUUUCCAGCACAUGGAAACAUUAGACAUUGUACACAAGCGUAGUAAGUAACUGUAUUACACAUAUGGCUUUUUUUUCUUCUUAAUCUGCUCUUUAUGUAGUAGGUUGAUCUUUGAAUAAGUUUCAUGGAGUGAUUCAAAUUUUCCUUGUCAAUCAUAAAGAAAUCAGACUUAUGUACAGUCAGCAAAGAUUGUCCUUUUUCCAGAGUAUUAUAAAACAGCCAGAACUUUAAGUUUAAGUCUGAGAAGUUCAUCUUUAGAUGCCCUUGGUCAAUUGGUGUAUUUAUUAGGACAUUAAAAGGCAAGAGUAUUUACAUCCAUUAUCUGAACAUGCAGGGAAAUUUGGAAGGUAUUGGCCAGUGUUAGGCUGUACAUGAAUUUUUAAUGGUAGUAAGAUACAGUUCUUGUCAGCAAUACUAUAGUGACCUGUCUAUUAGUAUUAGAAUUUUGCUUUUUAUUGUUUUCAUGUAUUAGUGAAAUAUAUACUGAUUAUUUGGUGUAUGUAAUGUUGUCUCAUUCAUGAUAUUUCCGCCUACUCAACAGGAAUGCUAAUUCGAGUUCACCUUUACCUAUUUCCAAAACUAGGUAUUAAAGGAUACCAAGUCAAUGGAUGGUGGCAUUCAAAUUGGUAUAGAUAUUGCAAGGUAUUGCAGUUUGAAACCACAAUCUGUCAAAUAAUAUCCCUAGAUACCCUGUUUCUUUAAACAAUGAAUAGGUUACUCUAUGGAUAAAGGUGUACUGACAUAAUUUUUUUUAAAUAGCAAAGUUUGUCAUCAAACAGCUGAUAAUUUUUUUUUCCAUUUGACAAUAGUAGUUACAUGUAAGCCCUACAAUUUAACAUGUACACAAUGUAUAAGAAUAUCCAUGAAUUCACCUGUCUAAAAUCUAAAAUGACAAAGCACCUCUAACAGUGUAAAACAUUGCCUGUAUCAUACAUGUACUUUAAAUUUUUACUCUCAGUCUUUUGUACAUUAACUUUCAGUCUGAUUAA
Messenger RNA from Branchiostoma floridae (Florida lancelet), 2145 nucleotides. RefSeq names its product thioredoxin-like protein 4A. The transcript is spliced from 2 exons. Bases 6 to 434 code for a protein of 142 amino acids. Gene Ontology annotation, cellular component: U5 snRNP; U4/U6 x U5 tri-snRNP complex; spliceosomal complex. The record is from RefSeq and is a predicted model, not a curated record. Lineage: Eukaryota; Metazoa; Chordata; Leptocardii; Amphioxiformes; Branchiostomatidae. Gene Ontology annotation, biological process: mRNA splicing, via spliceosome.